Messenger RNA from Anopheles nili, 1264 nucleotides. RefSeq lists its product as uncharacterized. The transcript has 3 exons. The record is from RefSeq and is a predicted model, not a curated record. Gene Ontology annotation, cellular component: cytoplasm. Gene Ontology annotation, molecular function: ubiquitin protein ligase activity; protein binding. Lineage: Eukaryota; Metazoa; Arthropoda; Insecta; Diptera; Culicidae. The annotation marks the transcript as partial.
UGCUUCAUUCCGGCUGACGAAAACGGUUGUCUAGGGCUGCACCUCAGUCGGACACCCUGGGAUCCGUACCCGUGGGUUAGUGGCAUUGUUGCCGGUUCCUGUGCUGAGUUAGCCGGUGUCCGCGUAGGUGAUUGCGUGCUCGAGGCCAACGGUGAAGAUCUACUCGGUCUCAAGGUGGUGGACAUCGCCGAACGAGUCCGCAGUCGACGAGCUUCUCGAGCCGCUCCAGCCGGUGUUGGACUUUUGCUGUGGAAUUCGGGCUUUGAGAAAAAUAAUCUCAACCCACAAUCACUGUCACGAUUCGCCAACUGUCUGCAAGGUAUCGCCGGACUGCUCGAGUGCCCGAUUUGUCUGGAGAUCAUUCGACCACCGGCGUGGCAGUGUCACCAUGGACACCUGGUCUGUUCGGGGUGUCGCUCACGGACAACCAAGUGUCCGAUUUGCCGAGAACUGCUCGGUCGUGGCCGUUGCAUCGUCGCCGAUAAACUGUUCCACUAUCUGGUGCAGACUCUCGGACAUGAAGCCGACCAACCGGUGCCGUUACAGGACGUUCAGGACACACAACGCCCCGGAAGACUUCCGUUGAUGCUGCGACGUCCUCGGUCCCAGCAGGACUCCAAAUUGAAAGCAAACAGUGUGCAAAAUGGCACCCAAACAGUCGCACAAGCGCCACAGGCGGCAACGUUUCACUGCCCAACUGGACAACCUUGUGCGCGGAUGCGAAAUCAACACGACAUCCUGAUACACCUGCAGAAGGAGCACCAAACAAGCGUAGUACAGUACUACGUCACACCGGGAGACACCGUGGACGUGACGUUGGUCGAUGAGGCUCGUGGCGGUGGUUCGUUGGCCUGCGUAGUGUUGUUUCCGGUGCAGGUGUCCACGAACCCUUCACAACAGCUGUUCUUUGUGGGCAAGUUCCGCAGCCUCGAGGAACCGGACGUGACGCUUUGCUGGAUGUGGCAUUUGGGUGAUGAAGCUGGCAGUGAGCGCUUCCAGGGACAACUGCAUCCCGCCACGACUGACGAUCGGCAGCCGGCAUUCUGCUGGCAAGGGCGGCCCGUUUCACUCGAACGAAGCUGCCAGGAGGUCCUAAGGAGCAAGCAGUACGCUCGGCUAAAGCAGGACAUCCGCAAGGUGCGCGUAAGGAUACGCGUCGAGUCGAUGGAAGGCGUUUGCUGAGAUCGCUGUUAGAAGACUGAUGGUCGGUACGAUCGAGAGCGAAACGAUUUGCCCCGGUUUCGGUUGUGAAUGUGUACUUAAU